Messenger RNA from Cebus imitator (Panamanian white-faced capuchin), 885 nucleotides. RefSeq names its product YjeF N-terminal domain containing 3 (gene YJEFN3). Gene Ontology annotation, cellular component: mitochondrion. NCBI's taxonomy places the organism in Eukaryota, Metazoa, Chordata, Mammalia, Primates, Cebidae. Gene Ontology annotation, molecular function: NAD(P)HX epimerase activity. The record is from RefSeq and is a predicted model, not a curated record. The coding region runs from base 78 to 827 and encodes 249 amino acids. The transcript is spliced from 6 exons.
CGCCCCCUUCCCCCAGGGAUGCGCUUAAAAGGCAGUGGCGGUGGCGGCAGCGCCUGGCGCCCCAGCUCACCUCGGCCAUGAGCAGCGCGGCCGGCCCAGACCCAUCGGAGGCGCCCGAGGAGCGGCGUUUCCUCAGCACCGCGGAGGCAGCCGCCCUGGAGAGGGAGCUGCUGGAGGAUUAUCGCUUUGGGCGGCAGCAGCUCGUGGAGCUGUGCGGUCAUGCUAGUGCCGUGGCUGUGACCAAGGCGUUCCCGUUGCCCGCUCUCUCCCGGAGGCAGAGAACGGUGCUGGUUGUGUGCGGCCCGGAGCAGAAUGGGGCGGUGGGGCUCGUCUGUGCCCGGCACCUGCGUGUGUUUGAGUACGAACCCACCAUCUUCUACCCCACGCGCUCGCUGGACCUGCUGCAUCGGGACCUGACCACCCAGUGCGAGAAGAUGGACAUCCCCUUCCUCAGCUACCUGCCCACCGAGGUGCAGCUCAUUAACGAAGCCUACGGGCUGGUGGUGGACGCUGUGCUGGGCCCCGGCGUGGAGCCGCGUGAGGUCGGGGGCCCCUGCACCCGUGCGCUGGCCACGCUCAAGCUGCUGUCCAUCCCCCUCGUGAGCCUGGACAUCCCUUCAGGCUGGGACGCAGAGACUGGCAGCGACUCAGAGGACGGGCUGAGGCCCGACGUGCUGGUGUCGCUCGCGGCGCCCAAGCGCUGCGCUGGCCGCUUCUCCGGGCGCCACCACUUCGUGGCCGGCAGGUUCGUGCCCGACGACGUGCUCCGAAAGUUCGCUCUGCGUCUGCCGGGAUACACGGGCACCGACUGCGUCGCGGCCCUGUGACCGCCACCCGCGCCCACGCCGCUGGGACCCGUGCCAAUAAACAGCGCUCCCACCACCA